UGGUUGCCCAGCCUUGUGACUUCCUAUGCCAUGAGAUUGUUAUAUGCGCAUGUAGCGGUUCGCGGUGUUCUAAAUGGGACAAUGUGACGGGUCGGAAGUGACAGCCUUAACCGUGUGGGGUUAACGAUUAAGCCAGGUACGGACGGUUACCGUUACCAGGCAUGCAUACCGGCACCCACGCAUCAGGCUGCAGCACACAUUAUAACGGAGUGCAGGAUAUGAGACAACAGUUUUGAGGCGUUCAGCAGUGCGCUCUGUUCAGCGUCUGUUCACUCGUCUCCUCUGUGGACUUCUGCGUUUUAGGUAAACAGCAGCCAGAGCGCUGAGGGGAAGUGUUCUCCUGUAGGGCUGCUCCGUAACUAUAUCCUUGUGCUGCAGACCUUUAAAUACUCCUCAUAAAAUAGACACUUGGUGAAAGGUGAGACCAUCCCAGCCCAGGACACGAUCUGGAGCGAGCUAGUCUGAAAGCACCGUCAGAGCGCGUGCAGGACUGACCUGCGCUCUUGGAUGACUUUCUGAAAAGAACUUCAGGCUACUAGCUGGACCUGCAAUACUUCAUGUACUUUUUCAUACCAACUUUUCAAGACUUUUUGGUUACCAGUCGUUGUUGACCAGAUAAACAUUGGUUUGUUUGUUUUUGCUCUCUUAAAAAUAUAUAAUUGUUUCAUUCUUCUAUACAUCUGCCUACGGUGCUUACGCAGUGAAUGGAGGACAUACUCCAGCUUCUCCCGAAGCACCGGCAAAUUCUCACACACGCCUGGGGGAGAGCAGCUACUCACACCUGCCUUUGCAGGAGCUUAGUUGAGCUUUCAAAACGUUUUUUACCACUUAAUUUUGCGUUCAUGACCACACCUGAGUGCCACUCACCAGCAUUCUUUAAUGGGAUAAAUUCACUUGUGAGAUCAGGUUAUUAAAAACCGAUCAAGGGGAAUCUAAACCAACCAUCCCACACCUUUUUGCCAUAGCCUAUAUUUGUAAUUCAGUCUACUGUCCCCAAAAGCUUCCGCAUGGUACUUUGGUCGAAAGAGCAAGACCAACCGCCGGACACCGACAUGUCAUCCGGGGCGAUAGAAAUGAAGAGAGUGGUACCACCGGUGUACCUCCACUCCAACGGCUCUGUUCACCCGGCCAUCCUCACCGAUGACCCCGAGGAGAUGAGACCGGAGGAGAUGAGACAGGAGGAGAGGGGCGAGUACGAGCUCACAGAAGUGACAUCCUUCACAGACAGGUCUGGUGAACCGGGAGAUGAAGGCCGGGAGAUAGUGGUGAUAGACUGCAGGGCGAAUGCCAAGGGCCAGCGCGAGGAGGACGCUCUCCUGGAGAAUGGCAGCCAGAGCAACGAGAGCGACGACAUAAGCACUGACCAGAGCCCAGAGCCACCAGCGCCGUUAAAAGAGACGUCCUUCUCCAUCGGCCUCCAGGUGGUCUUGCCAUUCCUGCUGGCCGGGUUCGGGACGGUGGCGGCGGGCAUGGUGCUGGACAUUGUUCAGCACUGGACGGUGUUUACAGAGGUGACAGAAGUCUUCAUCCUGGUCCCAGCGCUGCUGGGGUUAAAGGGCAACCUGGAGAUGACACUGGCUUCCAGACUGUCCACAGCGGCUAAUAUUGGUCAGAUGGACUCAGCCAAGGACAUGUGGAAGAUGAUCGUUGGAAACCUCGCCCUCAUCCAGGUCCAGGCCACGGUAGUAGGGUUCCUGGCGUCCAUCGCCGCGGUGAUCUUUGGCUGGAUCCCAGAAGGGAACUUUAGACUGGGACAUGCUAUCCUGUUGUGUGCCUCCAGUGUGGCAACUGCAUUCAUCGCUUCUCUGAUACUAGGGAUCAUUAUGAUUGGUGUAAUCAUCGCAUCCAGGAAGGUGGGCAUCAACCCUGACAAUGUGGCCACGCCCAUCGCUGCCAGUCUGGGAGAUCUGAUCACCCUCUCUCUGCUGGCUGGCAUCAGCACAGGACUGUACAAGGAGCUGGAGUUUAACGACUAUGCCAACCCGUUGGUGUGUGCUGUGUUUGUGGCGCUGACCCCUCUGUGGGUGCUGAUCGCUCGGAGGAUCCCCUCCACCAGAGAGGUGCUCUACUCAGGCUGGGAACCUGUCAUCAUUGCCAUGGCAAUCAGCAGUGUUGGGGGUCUGAUCCUAGAUAAGACCGUGUCCAACCCCAACUUCGCUGGCAUGGCUGUCUUCACUCCUGUUAUCAACGGUGUGGGAGGUAACCUGGUAGCGGUGCAGGCCAGUAGAAUCUCCACCUAUCUGCACAUGAAUGGUAUCCCCAUGGGAGACCCUGACCCCAACCCCAGGAAAUGCCCCACCCCCUGCACUUCCUUCUUUGGUUCCAAUGUCAACUCUCGUUCAGCACGGGUGCUCUUCCUCCUGGUUGCUCCAGGUCACCUGGUCUUCCUCUACACCAUCAACUCCAUGCAGGGAGGACACACCACACUAACAUCCAUCUUCAUAGCCUUCUACAUGGCUGCUGCAUUACUGCAGGUGUUGAUCCUGUUGUACCUGGCUGACUGGAUGGUCCACUGGAUGUGGAGUAGGGGGAUGAACCCUGAUAACUUCUCUAUUCCUUACUUGACGGCCCUGGGAGAUCUGCUGGGGACCGGCUUCCUGGCCCUCUGCUUCCAUGUCCUCUGGCUCAUUGGAGACAGAGACACUGACGUGGGAGACUGAACACACACCUGGACAGCAUACAUACAUAGCAUCAAUUCGGGCUCACCGGAAACAACCUGAACAACUGAACUGUACAGUAUCUCCCUCUGGACAUCGGAACAACUGAAUCACUUUCAGACCCAGACCUCAACCCUAACCCCUUGACCUCCAAUCUCCCCCCAAACCCCUCCCCCUGGGUCACAGACUAUGCCAUUUUUUCUUUAUUUGACUAAAUAAGAGUUUUACUACUAUUGUUUUUAUUGUUAUUAUGAUGACGAUGAUUAUGAUUAUUAUUGUUAAUAUUGAAUUUGAUAAGAAUCUAUAUCUGUUUUACCAUUGGGUGGGUGAAUCCUCAUUAUUUUCAAUGGGGACAUUCUCCCUUGGGCCAGUCACAUUGGCAGCAUUUGUAAAGAUGAGCUCGAUCUUAAAGACUUGAAAUGAAGACAGACAGACAGCAAAAAAACCUCACACAAGCCUAGAAUGCUUAAUCACCAAGUGCUAUACGUAUAAAGAGAUGAAUACAUUUUUAAGGGACCCUUCCAAUUUGCCUUGCCUUGAGAGUAGUGAUUCAGUGGGGGCAGCUCCACAGGGGCCCGGACCAGAAUGUAGAGACCUGAAUCCGCUUAGGUAACAACCCCCCAACCCUGUUAAAGGAUGACUGAACACUAACCUGAAAAGAAACAGGAAGAUUUAAGUUGCCCUUAAGCACAGAUCUAGAAUCAGUUUACCCUCUCCAAAUCCUAACCUUAACCAUUGGGGAGGGAUGAAAACAUAACUGACCCUGUAUCAGUGGUAAGAGGCAACCUCAACCUAGUUCAUGGACAUAGGUCCUGCCAGUUGGUACAGUCAGGUGCUACAUUAUGUUUCAUAGGUCACCAAGGAGGUGCCAGAUCAUACUGUCAGGUACCACAUUAUGUUUCAUAGGUCACCAAGGAGGUGCCAGAUCAGACGGUCCGGUGCCACAUUAUGCUUCAUAGGUCACCAAGGAGGUGCCAGAUCGUACGGUCAGGUGCUACAUUAUGUUUCAUAGGUCACCAAGGAGGUGCCAGAUCAUACGGUCCGGUGCCACAUUAUGUUUCAUAGGUCACCAAGGAGGUGCCAGAUCAGACGGUCAGGUGCCACAUUAUGCUUCAUAGGUCACCAAGGAGGUGCCAGAUCAUACGGUCAGGUGCCACAUUAUGUUUCAUAGGUCACCAAGGAGGUGCCAGAUCGUACGGUCAGGUGCCUCAUUAUGUUUCAUAGGUCACCAAGGAGGUGCCAGAUCAGACGGUCAGGUGCCACAUUAUGUUUCAUAGGUCACCAAGGAGGUGCCAGAUCAUACUGUCAGGUACCACAUUAUGUUUCAUAGGUCACCAAGGAGGUGCCAGAUCGUACGGUCAGGUGCCUCAUUAUGUUUCAUAGGUCACCAAGGAGGUGCCAGAUCAGACGGUCAGGUGCCACAUUAUGCUUCAUAGGUCACCAAGGAGGUGCCAGAUCAUACGGUCAGGUGCCUCAUUAUGUUUCAUAGGUCACCAAGGAGGUGCCAGAUCAUACGGUCCGGUGCCACAUUAUGCUUCAUAGGUCACCAAGGAGGUGCCAGAUCAUACGGUCAGGUGCCACAUUAUGCUUCAUAGAUCACCACCAAGGAGGUGCCAGACCGUACGGUGCCACAUUAUGUUUCACACUCAGUUGGAGGGUUGUUUUUUAAAUUAAAGUCAACCCCAAUUCAUGCCAAACAUGUCCUUAGUGGUCCUUGAGGCCUCAAUGCUCAAUAGCAAGGUUUCAACACCUCCUUGUUGUCCCCUGGUCCCCUGAAUCCUCCUAAAGGGCUACGAUUGUGACAUUUCUUUAAUUACAUUUGUUUAUUCUUUGUUUUCACACAAACACUUAGACAGAAAGUGUUUGGACUUCAUUAGUUAGUGAGGAAAGACAGGAUGUUGAGGGAGGAAUUGUCAAACCAAUAUUGCCUGCUUAGGAAUAUCAUGCAAACAUCUUGCUCGCUCUUUCUGUCUCUCGCUCUCUCAAGCUUUCUCAAAUGGUUCAAACAAUAUCAGCGAUCUUCUUGAGUUGAAGCAACUCAAGGCCUGUCCAUGCUGACUACCACACUUCCUUAAUGUCUGUUGUGCAUUGUACAUACGCACUGUGCAGCUGACCUACAAUAUCUGCCACAGACGCCAUGCUUCAAAAUGGCCUCCUAUCCUACCCACAUUAACAUACUGUCAGUAUAGACACUCUAAUUCUCGUAAGCAGCAGAGCCCAGCUUGAUGGUGAAAUGCAUGUGUUAUCAUCUGAUGCUUUGUUAUCUGGUGUUCAAUUUAUAUGUUGUUUUAAGGGGCCAGCAGAGUGCAUGUGCAGGGCACAUAACAUGAAUAUUCAAAACGUGUGCAUUAUGAGUUAAGUUUCCUUCUCUUUAAAAGAUAAUGUAUCCUUCUUAGGUUUGACACAAUUUACAAAGUGGAAGUUGUGUCCGUUAUUAGAUGUAUUCUUUAAGUUCAUAAUUUUUCUUAAUCCUUCUGUGAUCUUAUGUGUUAGAGAAUGAUUAUGUCAUGUUUAUGAUUGAGAGCCCCAGUGGGGUUAAGUGUCACUGUUGGAAAGUACUGUAAUAUACACACACAGGCACCAGAGGGCAACAUUGUCAUAUGAGUGAAUGUGAGACAGUGCUGAUAGUGAUAGUGGCUGUUCACUAUUAGCUUCAUCUAGAUUAUAGAACCUGUAUCCAAGAUUCUAAUGUAGAACCUGCAUUUUCUAGAUUCUAGAAUUUGUAUUUUCUUGAUUCUAUAAUCUGUGUCCAUGAUAGAAUUACAUACCUUCUGGAUUCUAGAGCCUGUAUCCAAAAUUAUAUUCUAAAACCUGUAUUCUUGAGGCGGAACCCUGAAUCUAGAACCUGGGUUCUCUCUGCUGUCUUACUGAACCUGUGCCAGCGUUCUGCCCCAGUACGGAUAAGAGGUUGUGAAUACUUCUUCAGGGGAAGGAAUGCUUUUUCUAUUUAUUUUUAGAUGCACACAAAGCAAAUUGUAUAUACUAUAUUUAUUCUAUAAAUAAGGUGUUUAUUUUUCAUUUAAUUUUGUCUCUGUUCUGUCGCUGUUUUUGUAAUUGUUUCUCAUUUAAUUUUUUUGUUCAUCCUUUUUUGGGUUGUAUCCAGCCAGUAGAGCUUCAGCGCUGCCGCGGUAGAUUAGCGCCUAGGCUAACAAACAGUGUGGGUGCCUAAUAUCUGAUGAACCUCACACAACUUACAUCCCCUGCCCUCGGGCAGGGACCCAAACAUAGAAGGCCUUAACCUAUCAGGAACCAAGCUCAACACAUAGUAACCAAUCAGGAGCUAGGCUCACCACAGAGUAGAAUCUCUCUAAUUAGCUUUUAUUAAUAACUGACAUACCUUGAUUUGAUGUUGUAAUGUAAUGAAUGAAUAAAUAAUCUAUGAGAGAGGCUGCAUGGUUGCAAUGGUUGCAGUGUUUGGGAAUCACUAAGGACAGAACCUUCAAUUGAGAACAUAAAUGAAUAGAUGGAUAUUGUAAACAGAAGGCUCUGACUAGAACAGACUAGUGGUCAGACAACAGAGGUAUAACGGAUGGAUCAUUUCUCAAUAACCACAUUCCUCAACCCUCACCUCCCAGACACACACACACACUACUAGCACAAAAUGUCCAUACAGAUAUAUUGGUUACACACACAAACACACACUUAAUCUGGAACUGUGUGCUCCCCCUGCUGUCCCCCUCUCUAACCCUGUAACUGUAGUGGGGUUCACAAUCUGCAGGACUUUAUAAAUUGCUGGAAAUAAAGGACUAUAUUAUUUUGUACCACU
Messenger RNA from Oncorhynchus keta (chum salmon), 6423 nucleotides. RefSeq names its product solute carrier family 41 member 1-like. The record is from RefSeq and is a predicted model, not a curated record. Gene Ontology annotation, biological process: monoatomic cation transport. Gene Ontology annotation, molecular function: monoatomic cation transmembrane transporter activity. Bases 1008 to 2660 code for a protein of 550 amino acids. The transcript has 11 exons. Gene Ontology annotation, cellular component: plasma membrane. NCBI's taxonomy places the organism in Eukaryota, Metazoa, Chordata, Actinopteri, Salmoniformes, Salmonidae.